AGGAGUGGGUUUUAGUCUCUGGUUCUUCAGGAAUGGAUCUGUUUAGAGUGUCUGAUUCCCGCUCCCUGUGGAUCCGGAUCCCCCUCCUCAUCGGGACAUUCAUCCUCCUCAAUGGAGGGAGAGACAGCGGAACUGAGGCUCACUCCUACACCUUUAUCACUGCCUGUGAGUUUAACAGCACCGGGAACUGGGUCUUUCUGGAACAGCAUGUUUAUGACCAGGAGCUGAUCGCGUAUUUUGACUAUAACCAGAAGAAGUACAUCGCGGUGAAAGCCUGGACGAAGUCUAAUAUGGACAGAUGGAACAGAGAGAGCGCGGAAACGUCGUACCAGGAAGGGACGGCUUACUGUCAGAAUAACGUCGGUAUUAUGGAGAGUGAGGUGCUGCCCCGGAGAGUUGAACCAAUGGUCACUAUCCGACCUAAAGCGCCUCAACAUGCUGCACAGUUGGCUCUGCUCUCGUGUCAUGUCACUGGAUUUUACCCUCCUGAGAUUGAUAUCACAUGGCUGAAAAAUGGAGCACCAAUUCCUGAUGGUGUCAUCAACACUGUCCUGUUAUCAAAUGGUGACUGGACCUAUCAGGUGGAGGAUCUCCUCCAGUAUCAGCCAGUGUCUGGGGAUAAAUAUACCUGUCGUGUGGAACACAGCAGCCUGGGGAGUCCCAGGAGUGUGGAAUGGGAGAUACAGAGUAUUCCUGAAUCGGCACAUCCCAAGAUUGUUGUUGGAGCCCUGUUCUUUGUGGUUGGACUGAUCAUCUUGCUGGCUGGAGUGAUAAUGAGACUGAAGAAUGCUAAAGCUAUUCUGGACUCCAGCAAUCAUGGCCCACGUCUGAUGAGUACAGCUGCCAGUUAACUGUGGAUGUGACCUGAGACAGUGGAAUGACACUGGAUAAAAGGCUCUAAAGUGCUUCUAACUUUCCAAUGUGACCGCAGCUCACCAGAUAUCAGGCUGCUUCACCUUGGCUUUUGAUGGCUUGAGGUUAAUGUUAUGCAAUGCUAUGAGACUUGUAUGCUAACUUUUUAUCAUGUUAAAACAACCUGUAAAAACAUGCUUAAUGUACAGCUAUUGUAACAACAUGCAUGAUUAACUCCUCCCUCUACACUCCCAUCACCCUAAUUGAAAUACUGGGAUCAGUGCUUGGGUGUAAAAAAAAUCUUUCCUAGUUAACUUUUUUUCUUUGUCUGUUCACAGCUUUGUUGUAAAUGUUUUGAAAUCUACAUUAGUUACUUGGAAAAUUUUAUCUAUUUUGUAUCUAAACAAAUUUAAUGAAACAAUUGAUUGAUAUUAA
This is a messenger RNA of Rhincodon typus (whale shark), 1287 nucleotides long. Its product is annotated as H-2 class II histocompatibility antigen, E-S beta chain-like. Gene Ontology annotation, molecular function: MHC class II protein complex binding. Lineage: Eukaryota; Metazoa; Chordata; Chondrichthyes; Orectolobiformes; Rhincodontidae. Gene Ontology annotation, cellular component: membrane; MHC class II protein complex. The transcript has 6 exons. Gene Ontology annotation, biological process: positive regulation of T cell activation; peptide antigen assembly with MHC class II protein complex; immunoglobulin production involved in immunoglobulin-mediated immune response. Bases 33 to 851 code for a protein of 272 amino acids. The record is from RefSeq and is a predicted model, not a curated record.